ACACAGUGGCGGGCUGGGCUCUGCUGGAUUUCAUUGUCCUCGUGAAAAAAACGAGCUUUCUGUGAGACAGUCUGGAGGAGUUGAUGAAGACUGCGCAUGAAAGGCUUUGUGUUGGAAUAGAGUGAACAGCUGGGUCUGGCACAGCCUGGAGACUAUUCAUUUCAAAUGAUCAGGAUGUUAUGUGUCCUCAAACUAUGAACAAGCUGCUAAAGGAUCCGAGAAAUACAGGCAAGUUUCCAAAAGUCACCGGCUGCUGGAUUGUUAAAUGUGCUGCAGUCAGAGCAGCUGAAUGAAAUGGACUCGGUUACACUGUGACUUUCAGUUUCAUUGACGACAGUGUGUAUGGUGAGCUGGUGUGUGUUGUAGAGGAAUGCAGCAGCGCGGUCAGUCAGACGCAUUCCUGUCUCUUUGUAGCCUCCAAACAGCAGACACAAUUUUUCGGGGAGGUAGUUGAACAGUUCACGGCUGUCCAUUGUUAAGUCCUCUGACAGGGUUUGACCAGGAGCAGCAGCUCUGGGCUGACCUGUGCUAUGAAGACCCAGAAGGCCCAAGGUGUUACAUCAGCUUCGCCUCCCAGCCGACGGAAGUCUCGCUUCACCUUACGAGGCAGAAAGAAAAAGGACAGGGUGAUCCAAGGCAAGCUUCGCAUCCGUUCCCUGCCUGGAGCCUUUCUUGUGCUGGGGGUAAUUGUGGUGGUUGUUGGCACGGCUCUGGCUGUGGCGGGAUACUGGCCCUAUCGGAUAUCGAGAUCAUCCAUCCUGGGAGCUGCAGAGGGGGAAAGCAUCUCUGAGUCACAGAGCUCUGGCUGGAGUCUGGGAGCUAAGGGCCUCCUAUCCACAGCUGGCCUCAUCCACAGUGAGCGGAUGAAGCUGCUGGGACCUGUCAUCAUGGGAGUUGGUCUCUUUAUCCUCAUAUGUGCCAACACAGUCCUUUACGAGAACAGGGACAGAGAGACUCAGAUGCUUCUGGCUCAAAUGCGCAGUGUAAUCUGCUCUGUGUCUGCGGCUGUUCCCUCUGCAGACCUUAAAGAAAUUGCAGCAGCCAACUCGAUGGCAAAACACUACCAGUGGGUGAGCAGUUUACCAGCUGCUCAUCUCAACAUCCUUUGUCUGCAGCAGCUGGCCAGCUCUGAGCCCCUGCUUCAGACCAGAUAUCUCAGAGACCAGAUUGAUGGUUUGGAGGGCAUCUACCAGCAAGCUGUUCUCCAGACUGAAGCUCUUCACCACCAGGAGUCAGAGCCUCCACCUUCUAACUCCAGCUCAUGUAAUUCCAGCGAGACAAACUUAAACACAGAGUCUGGUGCUGAGCACAGGGGCAGCACCAGCUUCAAUCUGCAGCCCGCUCCACUCGUCAAGCUCAGCAACUGCCUGGUGUCUGCCAGCUCCAUGUCUACCCUAGACGAGGUGGAUACCCCAGCUGUCAAGCAAAGGCGCUGCCACAGUAUGAGCUACAGGACUAACCCUUAUAUAGCCCAAAAUGGUGUGCGUCUGGAGGAUGGACUCCACACAGCCGGCAAGGAGGCUGAAAUAAAUCAGCUGGUAGUCACAAGCAGAGAGGCUGGUUCACAGGUUUGCGUGAACAUCCCCUGGCAGGUUGUGGAUGCUGCAGAGGAGCAAACUCACAGAAGCUGGCCUCAAUUAGACCUGGGCAGUGGGAGACGAUACCUCAAACUAGAGAACAAAGAGGACUCAGUGGACAAACUGCUUGUCCAGUUAGAGCAGCAUUGUUCUCAGUGGGAUAAGAAUUUUGGCUCUGGACCUUUCCAGUGAUGGCUGCUGGUGACAGUUCUGAUGACCCUGAUAACUGAGGAUCAUACUAAUAUUUCCCCUGGAUUUUAAACUGCACUAUAUGUUUUUAGUUUUUUUUCUGCUUGGGGCAGAGAGAAAGUGAGCCCCGGAUCAUUUGGAAUACAGUAAUUCUCACAAGGAUCUUCCGAUCAUUCUCAAUCUUCAGUGGAAUAUUUAUACACAGAGGUUAUGGUCUUUGCUUGUCCUCCAAUUGGAUUUGGCAAAUGUUUUAUAUCACUGAAGGAACAAUAAACAGACCAUACACUGUCACAGAUGAGCAAAGCAAUUUGACAGACUGUUUACCUGCCAGAAAUCAACUUGCAUCUCAAUGCCAAAAUGGGUUUGCCUGUUUCCAGGACACAGUGUGCACAGUCUAGUGAAGGAGAGAUAGAAGGGUGGUUGUUUUCACUGUGCAAUCAAUUUUGAACCAAACCACCUGGACUCCUAAGUCCAUAAAGUGCUGACAGCUUUUGACAAAUGCAGCUACUAUAUAAAAAUGGGAUUUUUUUUUUCCUCAGCUGAGGUACUCGAAAUGCAAUGCAUGGCAGUGAUGUACAGUAUGUUACAUCUUAAUACUUACGGAAAAUAAUGUCAUUGUUUGUUUUUAUGUAUAUAAGAAGUAAUGAUAGUUAAAAGGUAUGCUGAUUUAUUACAACUUGGGUCUUAAUUUCUUAGGUUUAGACAUUAUUUCUACAGUAUCUUUUAGAAUAACAUUGUACUCUCCAAGCUGAUUGCUGAGAUCUGGGAUGAUAUCACCACAACUGUCUCUAAACUGUAAUGGAUGUUCGUAAUGGUCACUUUGGAUAAUAAUAUAUGAUUUGCCUUUGUAUUGUUAUGAACAGAUUAUCAUGCCCAUCAAUCCUGGGCACUAUUUUCACUAAGGACCCUUACCAACACAGGCAUACACACCCAUGUGUGAGCACCGCAGCAUGGAGUCCUGCACGGGUCCAUUUUUGAAAACCCGCACCCACCCAUAGCCAAAAACUCUGUACCAAAACCGAUCUGUUACCAGUUAUGUCUAGGUCAAAGCCAUACCCGCGCACACCCAUUAAUAAAAGUCCUAUAUCCCAACCCGAUUAAAGACACACAGGUUACAGUCACUCACAUUAAGCUGGAUUCUCCUUUCUUGAAUUACAAAUCCAGCGGAGGAAAAGUCUCUU
This is a messenger RNA of Epinephelus lanceolatus (giant grouper), 2947 nucleotides long. It is a transcript of the gene tmem200b, whose product is annotated as transmembrane protein 200B. The record is from RefSeq and is a predicted model, not a curated record. Lineage: Eukaryota; Metazoa; Chordata; Actinopteri; Perciformes; Serranidae.